GCUAGAAGUUAGCCAUAUUUAUUGUAGGUAUAUUUUAUUGAGACGCUUUUAUUGAGAAAUGACUAAAAUUUCAAAAUAAAUAAACGACGCUUCAAAUAUAAAGCGCAAUGUUCAAUUGCGUAGAAUAUUAAUGAAAUUAAAAAAACGAUAAUUUAUCAUUGUUGUGUAAUAUAAACAUUUUUUGUGUAAUGGAACAGAGAAGGAUAGAAAAGUAGGUAGGGUAUGUAUAUGGGGACCUUCACCGAGACCUAGUUGGUCGACAUUGCUCCUGGUGUUACACUCGUCAUAGCAGCACCCCACCUACCCCAUUAUUCUGCCCGCCAGCACUUGGCUGAUACCCUCAACACAACACGCACCUUGUCCUGGAUGGUGCUGGAGGACUAGGGCUUACGCUUUCGAGACGCAGGCGCAAACGCAUCCCAAUUCUAAUUCUAUUCAACAAUGUUAACGCUGAUACCGACGCGACUUGGUACUGAUUUUGCAUUCAGCACUGUUUUUCUAUCGGAACAAGAUCAGGACACUGUGCGCGCUAAACUAGCGAAUAUCUCUAGUGAACCUCCCGAACUCGUCCAACGCACUUCCUUCGCUCCGAGAGAGCCUAUCAUGGGAGUUGUUAAAUCUGCCUCGGAAAGUAUCCUCGAGGAAAAUAUUGUGCCCAGUGAAGAAGUUCAAGUUCACGCCGAGGAGUGGAACGAAAGUUUUCCGUAUCAUUUACUGAUAGGAGCCGGAGUAGCAUUAAUGGCACUUGUCUUACUAGCAGCAGUGAGCAUUCAGUGCUCCUCAACAUGGCGAUGGCUCCUAGGAGUAACAAGACAAGAUAAUCAGGAAAGUAAUAACAGUGACGUUUCCCAACAAAAUGCAAUUCGUAUUAGUCACUCCUUACCUGAUCUUCAAUCGGAUCCAAUAACUCAUGAAUAUGUUCAGGAGCAAAAAGAAAGUAAAAAGGUACUGCGUCAAACAACAUUACCAAUUGUACCUAUGAGGCAUCAAAGUUUCCAAAGACAACUUUCCCAUCGUCUUGAUCUUCCAAAUAUCAAAUUCAGUAUCUGUAGUCUUGAAAAUCGUAGUGAUUCAAGUCUGGGUCUUAUCAAGCCAGAGUUAUAUAAAAAGGAUUUAACAAGACAAGAAAGCAAUGAAAGUUCUAGCACGACAGACAUGGAAUAUGCAGGAAAGUUACAUUUCGCAUUACGCUAUGAUCAAGAAAUUGAGGGACUUGUGGUCAAAGUGUUGGAAGCUAGAGAGUUACCAGUGAAGGAUGUGUCUGGAAGUAGCGACCCUUAUGUUAAAGUUUAUCUUUUACCAGAUAGAAAGAAGAAGUUUCAGACUAAAGUUCACAGAAAAAACUUAAAUCCAAUAUUUAAUGAGACAUUUAUUUUCAGUGUACCAUAUGAAGAUUUAAGAGAACGGUAUCUGCAAUUUUCAGUUUAUGAUUUUGAUAGAUUUUCUCGUCAUGACUUGAUUGGACAAGUAGUGCUUAAAGGUCUAUUAGACUGCACUGAUCUUGAACAAGAAAUUGAAUAUACAAUGGAAAUUUUAUGCGCAAUGCAGGAAAAAGUUGACUUGGGUGAAUUAAUGUUGACAUUAUGCUAUUUACCCACUGCUGGACGUUUAACAUUAACUGUCAUUAAAGCUAGAAAUUUAAAAGCAAUGGAUAUAACAGGAUCAUCAGAUCCAUAUGUAAAGGUAUACCUUCUUUGUCAAGGAAAAAGGAUAAAAAAGAAAAAAACUAGUGUCAAAAAGAAUUGCUUAUGUCCCGUUUACAAUGAGGCUCUCGUUUUUGAUGUACCAGCUGAAAACAUUGAAGAUGUCAGUCUUAUUAUAAAAGUAAUCGAUUAUGACAGAAUUGGAUCAAAUGAAUUGAUGGGCUGUACAGCUAUUGGAUCAAGUUUUAUUGGCGUUGGUCGAGAUCAUUGGCUGGAAAUGUUAGACAAUCCCAGAAAACCAGUGGCUCAAUGGUAUCCACUAAUGGAAACAGUUGCAGGUCAUAUUCCUGCUGUAUCAUCUGAACCUUUACCAGUCAGUUUAAGCUGCUUGAAUAGCAGAUGAAGAAAACAUGCGAAAUUUCACCUGCUGGACGAUUGCGCAAUAGACGUCCCUCUUUGUUAAAAUCUCGUGGAAAAUUAUUACUCUGACAAGAGUGUGAUGCCAAAUAAUGUCUACGUCUGCAUUGUUCUACAUGAGUACACACAUUCUGGAAUUAUAACUCUGAAUUCUUUUCUUGCAAAAAAAAUGGUAUCAAACCUAAAAUUAAGUUACAAUAUGAAAUCGAGUUAUCACCUGCACUAUGUAAUAGAAGUCUGAAGGUGAACAUUAAAAAUUUUUAUACUUCGCAGAAGAAAGAAUUCACCAAAUAUUACUGUGAUAUCAUUCUCUUUAAAUCUUAAUUAUAGUCAAACCAAUUAAUUGUCAUUUGAAAACAACUUUAUCAUUGUUAAGACAUUCGUUAAUUUUUAGUUGAAUCGAAUGAAUUUCAUAACAAAAUAGCACUGAUUAACAUUUCAAGUACUGCUUUAACCCUUAAAGCGUACGCUCUCUGGGAAUGUCAUAAAUCGCACACAUGGGUAUUUGACACCCAUCUUUAAAGUGUAUUCUAUAAGCUGAAAUUGGAAAUUAUUUUUCAUCAGAAUUACCGAUGGUAGUUCAAUAUAUCUAUUUUGAAGGAAAAUAGUAGAUGAAAAGUUACAUUUGUAAAAAAAAUGAAACAUCGUAAUUCUUAUUAUAAAAUUAAUUUCUUAGUACAGAGACGUAUUCGAAAUACAUGGUUUAGGACCGUAAGGUUGAUAAUAUUUACAUUGAAAAUUGAACAAAAAACAGUAACGCGAUUGACACAAAUAUGUUCCAAAAUCACUUUUACAAUCUUUAACCGUAUACUACUGUAUAUCUGCAUUCCACUUCGAGCGAUUUUACCAAACACAAACUGACACUUGGAUGACUAAUGUCACAUAAUGGAUACUUGACCAAUAUUGCGAUUCAAUUUUCAGGAAUUAAAACGUGAUAUUAGAAUGCAAAGGUUGAGAAUAUAGGUGUCAAACACCCAUAAGCACUUUAACGGUUAAGAUUAAAAGUUAAUUUGUUCUCACUGAUUUUAAAUAUAUACUUUACAUUAUAAUUGUUUGAAAUGGAGCUUAAACAAUGUACCCAGGAAAAAGGCAAGCAGAAGUGAUAAAUUGUAUUCGAGAGUGUUACAUGUCAUAAAUAGACGCCAAUAACUUUGGUGCCAGUCUGUAUAAAAGAUAAAUUAUAAUUGAGCUUUCCCUUCACUCAUUUAAAUUUCUCUUUACAGAGAUUUUUGUAUUUCUUCUGAAUGACAAUUGCCUUGAACAUUUCCCUGUACAGAAAAAAUGUAUGUGAACUUGUAGAAGAAUAUGCACAUAAACUUGUUCCACUUUCUUAUGCUGAACAUGUAAAAUUUCCUGUACCACAACUGACCAGAACUGAUAGGAUUUAUUAAAUGGAAUGUACUUUCGAUUGAUUCUGCGUUUAAUUUCAGUUAGGAACACACUUUUUACUAUCAAUGAAAAGAUUGCGUAGACAAAUUAACAUUCACUACCGGGAACUUUUCCACCUGGGUAUGAUCUGUCAUAAAAAUUAGCUUUUGUUUAAUUUUUUAUUCGAGUGUGAAUAAUUUACUUAAUGGAUUAAUUUAAACAAAUUCGAAAUAUUCCACAAAAGAUAUAGACACUCUUAAGAUACACUCUAAAUUUCAAUAAAUGAGAAUCAGUAUAACUGCCUUUUUUAUUUCAAUCAGGCAAUAUUACAGAAUAGUUUAUGGCCAAAUUAAUUAAGUGUAAAAUGCAGACUGUCACUGUUAUAUUAAACAAAAAUUGUUUACUAAAAUAGUGCAAUUUUGAAUAGUCAUAAAUUUCACAGCCCCACAAAAAAAAAGUGUCGUGCGCGGCAGACCAGACUAGUCAUUUCCCAUGUAUUUUGACGCGCUGAACACGAAUCCGAAGUCCGUUUUGCUCCAUCACGUCAGGAUUUUUUUCUAACCUCCAAAAACCUGUCGGAUUUUGAGAGGUAGGCUAUUU
Molecule: messenger RNA, 4028 nt
Organism: Leptopilina boulardi
Lineage: Eukaryota; Metazoa; Arthropoda; Insecta; Hymenoptera; Figitidae
Product: synaptotagmin-9-like
Exons: 10
Coding region: 442-2046 (534 amino acids)
Biological process (GO): regulation of dopamine secretion; calcium-ion regulated exocytosis; regulation of calcium ion-dependent exocytosis
Cellular component (GO): membrane
Molecular function (GO): phosphatidylserine binding; calcium-dependent phospholipid binding; SNARE binding
Source: RefSeq, a predicted model, not a curated record